Messenger RNA from Plasmodium relictum, 2664 nucleotides. Its product is annotated as ATP-dependent RNA helicase, putative. Gene Ontology annotation, molecular function: nucleic acid binding; ATP binding. The record is from RefSeq and is a predicted model, not a curated record. The transcript has 7 exons. Gene Ontology annotation, biological process: maturation of LSU-rRNA from tricistronic rRNA transcript (SSU-rRNA, 5.8S rRNA, LSU-rRNA). Gene Ontology annotation, cellular component: nucleolus. The coding region runs from base 1 to 2664 and encodes 887 amino acids. NCBI's taxonomy places the organism in Eukaryota, Apicomplexa, Aconoidasida, Haemosporida, Plasmodiidae.
AUGGUUUUAUAUAUAUAUUUUAUCAAAAAUAUUAAUAAUCUUAAUAUAUUUAGUUAUAGUAGAAAGUUAUUAUAUACAAAUGAUUUUAAAAAUUCAAUUUUUUUAAAGAAAUCUUUAGAAAGAUAUUAUUAUACAACUUUGAAAAUUAUUAAUUUUCAUUUGAUUUAUUGUAGAAAUUAUAAUUGUUUUAAUAGUGAUAUUUAUAAUACAAAUGAAAUUAGUAAUAACUUUUAUAAAAAAAAAAAUAUAAAUAGAAAAAAUACUUUUAUAAAUAUUUAUAAUAAGAAAUAUUAUAAUAAUUUAUCUCAAGAUAAUAUUUUAGAAAAUAAUAACAAUGAUAAAGAUAUUUAUAAUGAUGAUAAUUUAAGUAAUAAAAAUCAUUUUAAUAAUGAACAUAAAAAGGAAAAUUACGAGAAGGAAAAUGGAGGUAAUAAUUAUAUAGACGAGAGUAUAUAUAGUAUAAACAACAAGAUAUUAAAUAGACAUGAAAAAAUAGAUAUAAAUUUAUUAAACAUUGAUGACGAGAUUGUUAAUAACUUAAAAUUUAUUUUAAAAAUAGAUAAACUAUAUAUGUAUCAGUAUAUAAUUUACAAUGAAAUUCUGAAAAAUUCAAAACACUUACUUAUAUAUAAUAAAACAGGAACAGGAAAAACAUUAAGCUAUUUACUACCAUUAAUACAAAAUUUAAUAAAUGAAAAAUUUGAUUGUAAUAAAAAGGUCUUAAUAUUAACGCAAAAUAUUUAUUUAUGCAAGCAACUAUAUAUUUAUAUUUUAUCAAUAUACCCUAAUUUAAAUGUAUGCAUUUUAUUUGACGAAAAUGAUGGUUAUGAGAAAAUUAAAAAAAGUAAGUAUGACAUAUUUAGUAAAGAACUUUCAUUGAAUAAAAGAGAAAAUGAAGACUUAUAUAAAGAAAAUUACGGAAUACAUUUUUAUUUAUCUACUCCUAAUAAACUUGAAUUAUAUAUAAAAAAUUAUAAAAACAAAAAAAAAAAUGAAAAAAACGUAAUGAACAAUAUCUUAAAUUAUGUAAAUACAAUAGUUGUUGAUGAGUUUGAUUAUAUAAUCGAAAAUAGAAAAUUUAUUUUCAAUUUUUUAUUUAGUAAAAAUGUAAUAAGUGAUUUAGACAAUAAAAGAAAAAACAAGAAUGAUUUUAACUAUGAACAUUUUAAUUAUGAAGAAUACAAUAUUUAUUUAUUUACGGCAAAUAUGAAUGAUUCAAUAAAAAAAAAAAUAAAUGAAUACUUGAAUGGUUUUAUAUUUUUUGAUUUCAUUAAUGGUAUUAAAGAGAAAAUUCAAAAGAAAAUAGAUGAUGAAAGAUCAAAAUUCUUUAAAAAUUUAGAUAAUGUAAUUCAAAUACUAAGCAAAGAAAAUAAGAGUUCUAGCUUAUGUAAUUUAAAUAUUUCCCACUUUAUAUGCAAAAUAAAUACUCCUUCUAAAUACAAAUAUGUAUCAUAUUUUUUAAAUGAAUUUUUUUUUUUGAAGAACAAAAAAAAUUUACUAAAUAGAAACCUUCAAAAUAUUCCAAAAGAAAAUUUGGUAUUAAAUAAUAAUAAUAAUAAAGAGCAAACAUUUAGUAGCAAUGAUAUAAUUAUUGAUCAUAUAGAUAUUAAAAAUUGUGAACAUUCUGAGAAUGAAGAUAAAAUCAAUAAAUGCAUAAUUUUUGCAAAUUCAAAAGAUGAAGUGGAGAAGUUGUAUGAAAAUUCUUUUCUAAAACCGCACUCAGUAAUGUUACAUUCAGAAUUAUUAACAGUACAAAAAGAUGAAAAUAUAAAUUUAUUUAAAUUGGGGAAAAAAACUAUUCUUAUUACUACAGACAUAGUAAGUAGAGGACUAGAUAUUGAAAAUGUUAUUUUUAUUUUAAAUUAUUCUCCUCCUACAUCUCCUAAUGAUUAUAUUCAUAGAUCAGGAAGAACAGGAAGAGCUAAAGAAAGAGGAACAUGUUUAACUAUUUACCAUAAAUAUGAAUAUAAGAAUUUAGAAAAAAUAAUAAAAUAUACAAGAAAUAAAUUUCAGGUUAUAUUAUGUCCACAUGUAGAUGAAGUAUAUAAAUUUUCCGUAGACAAAUUAACAGAAAUUAUAAUGAAAGUACCACAAGAAAAAUAUGAAUUUUUAAAUGAAAAAGCAAAAGAAUUAUUAAAAAAUCAUAAUACAAAAAUAAUUGCUCAAAUUUUAUCUAUUUUAUUAAAAUUAGAUAAAAAAAAAGACUUUUCUAUAUUAUCAGGGAAAAAAAAUUAUGUUGCUGUUUUCAUAAAAGAUCCAUUUUUUGAGGUUAUAAAAAAUAAAGAUGAUAUUAUUAAUUUAAUGAAAGUUACAACAGGAGAUAAAAAUAUAUCAAAUAUUAUUGGAGAAAUAGCAAAGUGUGAUGAAGGCUAUAUUGUGGAUAUUUCAAGUUCACAUGUGAAUAAAAUUAUAAAUUUAUUUAAUAGCUCAAACUAUGAGUAUAAGAGUAAAGGAGUAGAAAUAAAUACUAUAAUAGAAUUACCUCCAAUUAUUAAGGAAAAAAAAAAUAUAUUGAGAAAAAAAAGAAAAAUACCAUGGAUAAAAUAUAAAUUGCAAAAAAAAAAAAUUAUAAUUUUAGGUAGAAAAACAGAAAAGUAUAAAAGAAAGCAAAGUGAUGAAAUAAUAAAAGACAUAAAUAAGAAUAUUUCACACUUUUAUACGUGA